Molecule: messenger RNA, 1029 nt
Organism: Pipistrellus nathusii (Nathusius's pipistrelle)
Lineage: Eukaryota; Metazoa; Chordata; Mammalia; Chiroptera; Vespertilionidae
Source: the annotation of a GenBank genome assembly
AUGAGGAAGGAGACCCCGCCCCCCCUCGUGCCCCCGGAGGAUCGCGAGUGGAACCUUCCCCCUAAUGCACCCGCCUGCAUGGAGCGGCAGUUGGAGGCUGCGCGGUACCGGUCGGAUGGGGCGCUCCUGCUCGGGGCUUCCAGCCUGAGUGGCCGCUGCUGGGCUGGCUCCCUCUGGCUUUUCAAGGACCCUUGUGCCGCCCCCAACGAAGGCUUCUGCUCCGCUGGAGUCCAGACGGAGGCCGGAGUAGCUGACCUCACUUGGGUCGGGGACAGAGGUAUCCUAGUGGCUUCCGAUUCAGGUGCUGUGGAAUUGUGGGAGCUGGACGACAAUGAGACGCUCAUUGUCAGCAAGUUCUGCAAGUAUGAGCACGAUGACAUAGUGUGUACAGUCGGGGUCCUGCGCUCCGGCACGCAGGCUGUCAGCGGGAGCAAAGACUUCUGCAUCAAGGUCUGGGACCUCACUCAGCAGAUGGUACUGAAUUCAUACCGGGCUCACUCCGGGCAGGUCACCUGCGUUGCUGCCUCUCCUCACCAGGAUUCCAUGUUUCUUUCGUGCGGUGAGGACAGUAGAAUUUUACUCUGGGAUACCCGCUGCCCCAAGCCAGCGUCACAGAUGGGCUGCAGUGCCUCGGGCUACCUUCCUACCUCACUAGUGUGGCAUCCUCAGCAGAGCAAAGUCUUUGUCUUGGGCGAUGAGAACGGCACUGUCUCCCUGGUGGACACCAAGAGUGCAAGCUGUGUCCUCAGCUCCGCUGUGCACUCCCAGUGCGUCACGGGGCUGGUGUUCUCCCCGCACAGCGCUCCCCUGCUGGCCUCCGUCAGCGAAGACUGCUCCCUGGCUGUGCUGGACUCGAGCCUGUCCAACGUGUUCAGAAGCCGAGCCCACAGAGACUUUGUGAGGGAUGCUACAUGGUCUCCGCUCAACCCCUCCCUCCUCACCACCGUGGGCUGGGACCACCAGGUCAUCCACCACCUGCUGUCCACAGAACCGCUCCCAGCCCCUGCGCCUAACAGUGUUGCCAAGUAG